This is a messenger RNA of Pyrenophora tritici-repentis Pt-1C-BFP, 801 nucleotides long. Its product is annotated as EthD domain containing protein. Gene Ontology annotation, molecular function: oxidoreductase activity. The record is from RefSeq and is a predicted model, not a curated record. NCBI's taxonomy places the organism in Eukaryota, Fungi, Ascomycota, Dothideomycetes, Pleosporales, Pleosporaceae.
ACUUCAUUCCCAACAACACCCAACCUCUCUUGUCGCGAAUCUCUGCCUCGCACGAAUAUCUACGCUAUCCAACCACCCUCGCCAAGAUGCCCAUUUCCAUCCUCGCUUUCUACACACGUGACCCAGAUCUGAGCCCGGAGGAGUUCCAAACUUACAUGGAAGGCACCCACAUGCCGCUUGUCAAAGAAAUAUUCGGAGAUCAGGCUCCCUUGUCCUGUACGCUGCGCUUCCCGGUGCGCGUCAAGUCUGGAGCUGGAGAUCGAUUAGGUGCGCCGACGUCAACUCAGAAACGAGCCGAUCCAGAUGCACCAGUCGUCCUCGUCGGAGAGCCGAGUGACUUGGAAUGGGAUGCGAUGAGCGAGUUCACGUUUCGAGAUGAGCUGCAUGUACAGCAGUGCUUGUCCAUCUUGAACAGCCCAGAUGGACAACGGCUGACAGAUGAUGAGGAAAAGUUUACGGUACCGGAGAAGCUUCGCGUGGUUCUGAUGGGCAAUAUGGGCCCUGCGAUGCAGAUCUAGUGCGAGAAGACAUGUACGAUGCGGGGUGUAACAAUACGGGACGAACUCAAUUGCAUAAUCAGGCAAUACUAGCGGUUUUAUUGGGGAAAAUUCAUUGACGUUGCUGGGAACCACCACAUUUGGAGUCUGGCAGGAGUUUUUUUGGUGGCGGCGAACAUGGGGGGCAACGAUCUGACUCGCCAAUACCAACCCCGGGCCCAGUCAGCUGCUAGAAACCGCUAUACGAGAUUUUGAAAUUACUUGUUGAUAGAAAAAUUCAAGUCGCCAACUCCGAACCAGCUCA